AUGGGCCUGAAGGACCAUGUGGAGGACGGGACGGGCCACAUCCUCUGCCUGGGGCUGGAUCUGGACUACCUGCACGUGGACGGCGCCGAGCGGCAGGCCGGGCCCGGCGUCACUGGGAAGCGGGGCGCCGGGUCCAGCGCCGGGUCCAGCACCGGGUCCAGCGCCGGGUCCAGCACCGGGUCCAGCACCGGGUCCAGCGCCGGGUCCAGCCGCAGCAGCUGCAGCAACGUCUCCGAGGAGAGCGCCGUCUCCGACAGCGAGGACGAGUCCCGGACCCGGCAGCGGGCCGCGGCCCCCAGAGGCCCCUCCCCCUCCCCCUCCCCCUCCCCCGCCACAGACUGCCGCGGUAAGGUGGACUUCGCGCUGAAGCUGGGCUACCCGGAGGAGCUGGUGCUGCUGGUGCUCAGGAAGCUGGGCGCCGGCGCCCUGAUCAACGACAUCCUGGGGGAGCUGGUCAAGCUGGGGACCAGGACCGAGACGGAGCAGGGGGGCCGGCCGUCCCGCGGGCCGCCGCCGCCUCCCCCUCGCCCCCUCCGGCCGGCUCCUCCUCUUCCUCUCCUCUCCUCCUCUCUGGACAGGCUGCCGGAGGACAAGGAGAACCUGCGGCCGGUGGUUCUGGACGGGAGCAACGUGGCCAUGAGUCACGGGAAUAAAGAAGUGUUCUCCUGCCAAGGCAUCCAGCUGGCCGUGGACUGGUUCCUGGACCGCGGUCACAGAGACGUCACGGUUUUCGUCCCGGCCUGGAGGAAAGAGCAGUCCCGCCCCGACGCUUUGAUCACAGACCAAGAGAUCCUGCGGCGCCUGGAGAAAGAGAAGAUCCUGGUUUUCACGCCGUCCCGCCGUGUGCAGGGACGCCGCGUCGUCUGCUACGACGACCGCUUCAUCGUGAAGCUCGCCUACGAGUCGGACGGCAUCAUCGUCUCCAACGACAACUACCGGGACCUGGCCAACGAGAAGCCGGAGUGGAAGAAGUUCAUCGACGAGCGCCUGCUCAUGUACUCCUUCGUCAACGACAAGUUCAUGCCGCCAGACGACCCUCUGGGACGGCAUGGACCCAGCCUGGAGAACUUCUUAAGGAAGAGGCCUGUGGUUCCUGAGCACAGGAAGCAGCCGUGUCCCUACGGUAAGAAGUGUACAUAUGGCCACAAGUGUAAGUUCUACCACCCUGAGAGGGGCAGCCAGCCCCAGCGAGCCGUGGCCGACGAGCUGCGAGCCAGCGCCAGGACCUCCAGAGGCCUGCUGGGACACGCCCUGAUGCUGAAGAGCCAGAGUCCCUCUGAUGUCGAGGCGGCUCGUGGGAGCAAGCAGCAGAACCCGAGUCCGCGGGGCUCCCUGACCGACCUGACGGAGGACGUUUCGGACCCCUGGGGCCGCAGAGGAAGCAGCACCGGCGUGGUGGUGGGGCACUCUGCUCCGGGCGGCCCCCCUUCCUCGGACCCUGGAGGCAGCUCCAGGGCAGCGGCGGUCUCAGGACUGAGUCAGACUGAGUCCCUGCUCAGAUGUGAGUCUCCAGAAGUGGCCUACAGCUCUCUGGUGAAGAGCUACUCCGGCCAGGUCGUGCCUAAAACCCCCGAACGCCUCUUCCCUGCUGAUCUGCGGAGCGUUUUGCUGCCGUCAGACUGCAGCAGUGAGGGCAGCGCCAGCUCAGACUCUUUCUCCCCCGAUCCCCUGUUGGACGAUAGUCCCAAGUGCCAUCACCACCACCCCCACCACCAUCACCCCCCGCCCAGUAUGGCCACCCUACUCCGUCCGGGACUGCGGCGGCAGCAAGCCUUCAGCGUGGACGACCCGCCCUCGUCCGCUGUCCCUCACGCAUCCCUGAGAUCCUUCAGGACGCCUCCAGCCUUCAUCCCAGCUCAGCACCAGCACAGUCCCCACGCCUUCCCGCUCCCAGCAGUCGCUUCCCUGCACCCCCCCCCGCCAGAGCCAGGAGCCCCCGCCUUGGCCCGGUACCAGGACCUCCGGGACAGGGUGUUCGUUAACCUGUGUGGUAUCUUCCCUCCCGACCUGGUCAGGGCCGUGAUGUCCAGGAAUCCUCUGAUGACGGACGCUCAGGAGCUGGCAGCUGCCAUCCUGCUGGAGAAAUCCCAGCUCGGGUCCUAA
Salarias fasciatus (jewelled blenny) is the source of this 2103-nucleotide messenger RNA. RefSeq names its product probable ribonuclease ZC3H12C. Gene Ontology annotation, molecular function: RNA endonuclease activity; mRNA binding; metal ion binding. Gene Ontology annotation, cellular component: nucleus; cytoplasmic ribonucleoprotein granule. NCBI's taxonomy places the organism in Eukaryota, Metazoa, Chordata, Actinopteri, Blenniiformes, Blenniidae. The record is from RefSeq and is a predicted model, not a curated record.